Ambispora leptoticha is the source of this 3630-nucleotide messenger RNA. Lineage: Eukaryota; Fungi; Glomeromycota; Glomeromycetes; Archaeosporales; Ambisporaceae. The record is from the annotation of a GenBank genome assembly.
AUGCUACGCAGAAGCACUCGAAUACAAGCAUUAUAUGACAGGAAAAAAAGUGAAAAUUACUCGCUUUCUUCGAAUUCUGAACACGAAAUCUUUACAGGGGCGACUAACGAAAACAAUAUUGAAAAAGAGCAUAUGAAUGCAAAUUUAGAUUCUACGAAUUCCUCAACUGCACAAAUGCCAAAUGAAACGGAAAUCGUCGAAAAUGAUUCUCAAGUACUUCCGUUAGAAAAUAUAAACGAGAAUUCUACAUGUCCUUCACCAAGCUAUUUUCUGAAAUUCUUUGAAGAUUUAUCGCCGCCAUUGUCUCCCACCCUUCCCGAAAUUCCCCCAAGAACUAAGAAUGAUUCCCAGACCGAGGAUAAAGAAGAGAUCGAAGGUUUAACUCUGGACGAUAUGGAUCUCAAUGACGAUAACGCAAAUUUGAACUUGGAUAAUGAUAUCUCUGAUAAAAGUUUACGGCCAGGAUUACCGCCUCCAAUUAAUUGGUCGUUUUUUACGAAAGAGAUAUAUCAAAAGUAUACCGUAGCUACUUUGGAUUUACUCAUGAAAGAAAAUGUUAAGGCUCUUAUAGCAAGAAAGAAAAAACUGGAUGCACAAGAAAAACAUCCGAAUAAAGAAACAUUGCCAUCGCCCCCAGUUACCGCACAAUUAGAUACCUUUAAAGAUAAAAAUGCACCAGAAUUGUCUUCAUCUUCAUCACCACAACCAGAUAAUCUUGAACGUCAAAAACAAUCAAAAUCAUCGCCAGCUGAAGAUAUAAUUGUGCCAAAAUCACCUUUGUCAUCGGCUACAAUACAAUUAGAUACCUUAGAGGACCUAGAAUCAUCGUCUCCGAGAGCAGUAGAACCUGAUAAUCUCGAAGCUCUAAAUAAAUUAGAAUUAACAUCCGCCCCAGCUAUGGAUACUUCCUUAGAAAGUCAAUCUAAAUCAACUUCGUCUCCAAUUGCGGUACAAGUAGAAACUUUGGAAGCACAAAUUGUUGAAGCGUCACAAAUUAUUGCUUCUCCGAAUGAAAUUGAAGAUAGUCUCGCAGUAUCUGCGCAAGAUUCUAAUUCUACUAAUGUGACGAUUGAAGCUCAGCAAUCAGCACGAUACAAUUUUAACUAUUAUGAUGAUGAAGGUGAUUUGAUAAUGGAUGAUCAAAGUGGCGAUGAAAUUACUCCAGAGCAAGAGACAAUAAUAAAUGCGAGCAAUUUCAAAGAAACUGGCUCUGAAAGUGGACAAUUGAAUAACUUGCAUUUGCCUUUACAAAGUUUUUCAGAAAAAGAAACAAUAAAUAUGAGUGAUGUCAUGGAGGCUGGCUCUGAAGUUUUGUCAGCUCAAGGAACGAUAAUUAAUCCCAAAGAUAUUGACUCUAACAGUGAGCACAAGGAUAGGUUGCUUUCUUCUACACAAAGUUUACCAGAAAAAGAAAUGAGUGAUGGCAAUCAAACUGGCUCUAAGGGUGAUAAUAUUGAUUUAAAUUCAAGGGUGGAUUUAAUUGGUCCACUCUUAAAGCUACUUGAUGAGCGCAAGGAGCUUCGACUGCAAACAGAUCAACAGAAUAAGCGUGAUAAUAAUAGUUCCAGUUCAAAUUUUCCAUUAGAUAUUUUGACCGCAUCAUCUGCAUUAAGUACUUCUCAAGAUGAACUGGCUCUUAGCUCAUCUCAAACAUCAUCCGACUUGAUACAAUAUUCUUCUUUAACAAAGGAAGAUCAUAAAGAAUUUUUACAGAUCAGUUUAUUAUUUAAUCAGAGUCCUCAUCUUUUAGAUGAAAAUCAGUUCCAACGUUAUAAAUACCUGGGGGAACUUUUCCAUAAGGAAAACCAACGUUAUCUUCAGUGGACAUAUGAUCGGAGCAUAGAAAGAUUAAAAUUCUUAAAUAAUGAUAUUAAAAAUCAAAUCGAGAAUCAAAUAUAUACCGUUAGAUUGCGCGUGCAAAAACAAUAUCCACGCUAUUAUCGCGUAUUUUCUUCAAUAGGGAUUUCGUUUAAUGCACCUAUGCCUGGUGAUCCUGUUUUAACUUACAAGGAAUUGAUCUAUAGAAUUGGGACCUGUUAUGGUUUUUGUAUCCCAGAAAUGAAACUGCCAAUCAGCAUCAAUCUCGACCGAUUCUAUUGGUCAGAUAGUUCUGCGGGCAACCAUGAGAGACCACCAUUAAAUCGUGAGUGGCAAAAAUUAUCUAUGCCCGUUGUUAGCAGUGAUCCGUUAAUUCCUAAAAUGGUAUCCGAGCGUGAUGCCGAUAUUGUAAUAUCUUCAAGCGGACUUUGUGCUAUAAUCGCUCUGAAUGCAACUACAGAUCUCGAAUUUGAAAUACCAGUUAUUGUCCGAGAGAGAAAAUUAGGAGGAACUUUACGAAAGACUGUUUAUAUUGACAAACCACUCGCAAAACAUCGCCAUAGUCCUCGAGAGUAUAAUCAAAAAUUUUACGACGUGGCCUUCAAAAGUGUCGUUUCAAAAUUCCCAAUCAAAGUCGAGGAUAUCGUGAAAGUGGCGGCGGGGAAUUCGAGAGAUAUGCAAAAAGUUGAAUCGAAUUCGAACAAUAUAUGCAAUGAAGAGAAACCGGGAGAUUCAAAGGUAUCGAAAAUAACGGAACCUGUAAAGGUCAUAGAGAGUGAUUCUGAAGUGAAUAAGGCAAUUGGCCAAGCAAAAGGUGAAGAUAAAGAAGUCAAAGAAAAUAACAUAGAUAAUACGAAUGAGACAUCAGAACUAAUGGAGGAAAAUACUACUUCUAAGAAUAUUACUGAUUCUCAAACCGGGAAUAUGUUAAAUGACGCGCAAUUAAAUUCCGGAAACUUGAUGUAUACUUUAUGGAGCUUUGGGGAUUUAACAUUAUUGAUAAGAUGUAAAGCACAUGGAUUUAUUUAUCAAGGAGAAAGACAAACUCGCAAACCGCAAAUUGUUAGCAUGAAAUCAAAAAUGGAAUAUCAAGCUGAUAUAGGAUUAGAAGAAAUCACAAACGCUGAGCGAGCCCGCUGGUGGAUUCAUUCUUAUAUUCGUGGAAAUUCACAUUUAAUGCUUGGUUAUUUUGGAUAUAGGCCAAUGGCUUACAGUAAAUUGCUUCAAAAUAUUCUGAAGCAAUUACAUACGAGUCUGCCUAAAGGAACCUUCAUACUUUCCCAUAAGAAAAAAGAUCUUCAUCUUACCGUAUAUGAAAGUGUAUCCGAGGAUUUUAAUCAGUCAAAUGCAAAGCCAAAGCUAUACGACCUUCAUACAGCACAUUCACAAUUGCCACAGAUGGAUCUUGAAACUGUGCCUUUUGUUAAAUUACAGUGGACAGGCCCAACGGAACAAGUGGCUUAUACAUUUCCGCCAGUAACAUCAUUUUGUUUCACUUACGCAAACAAAGGCCUUUGCUCGAAUCAAAAAUGCCGAUUUCCUCAUGUUCGAAUUGCCAGUGGUGUUUCUAAUGGCUCAAAAAAUAAAAAGAAUAAGAUGUCGCAGGAUGAAAAACGUAAAGGGCCUAAAAAAGAUAAGCAAAAGAAAACAUCCCCAAAAAAGAAAAAACAAAAGAUAUCGAAAGAUGACACUAACAAUGACAUAGUUCGAAGAGACUUCGAUUCCGAGAUUGUUUCUUCUAGCAUCGGUGACGGAUCAUCUCGGUCAGAAUUCAAUUCUAUUCUAGAUAAUUAUAGACAAUCGCGCGGAUAA